CGGGGCCGGGGGCGGUCAGAGCUGUGGGAACCCCGGCUGAGUACGGUGGUCCUGCUCCUCAACACGGUCGCAUCAUCACCAGUGUCGCUCAGUGCCGCGACGUGCACUCUCGAGCGCUCGCACUGUCAACGUUCAUGGACAACGGACACUUAUAAUUACACGUCAGUGACAACCGUGAUAAGCGAGUGAUGCCAGACAAAUAGUGCAAAUACCUACCUGGUGACGUUUGUGUUGGUGUGUGGCUGAACGAGUGAGGUGUUGCCGCUAGAGCGCCGCGCUACUUGUACUUAGUCUUCGCCGCAUUCCCUUGAUAAACUUGACAGCACCGAAGUCGGUGCCGAGCCUCCCUGCGUCGAGCGGCGGCCGUGGCGCCCUCGCGCUGCUAGUGACUUGUGUUGUGCCAAAUAUUGUCUUAACUCGAGGCAGUCGACCAAGUUCGUGGGCCAGGAUGACUCCGUCAGCGCCCCCGACGAGAGUUUAGGCGUGCCCUGAGCGGACCAUGCCUAGCUCUGGCGGAGAGGUGACGACGGCCACGGUAGCGAAGGUGGAACAGGUGGACACAGCCAAGCUAGAGACGGAGACGAUGGCGCAGGUGGUGCCCGAGGUGGUGAUCGGGAGGUCACCUGCGAGGAUCAACCCCAAGAGAAAACCAGACAAGUCUAAGAUAUUCAGAAUACGCACAAGUGAGACAGAUGACUCGUACAUCUGCCCUUACUGCCGGGCGGAGCUGAGUUCCCGCGAGCAGCUGGAGGAGCACCGAGUGGCGUGCGGGCGUGACCCUCCCGUGCUGCCGGUACCAGAGACGCCCCCCGGCCACCACGAGGGCGCGCACCCCGACGAGCUGCGGCGGCACCAGGACGUGGCCAACAACAACCAGGCGCACGCGCUCAAGGCCCGCACCGCCCACGAGACGACCCCCGAGUCGCGGGAGUCGUCCGUCGACCGCAACAAUGGCUACGACAGCGACAGCAACCCGCUGGAGAGCGGCCCUCUGGCGCAGAUCAGGCAGAUCCUGGCGCAGUCGACCGCCGCCAGCGCGUCCGUGGGCCCCAUCCACCAGCAGCUGGCGCAGUCCAACCUGGCCCUCGAGGCCAUCCAGAACACCCGGAUGGCGCUGACGCAGUUCGCGACGUCGGCGCUGAACUCUUCCCAGAACAACCCCCAGGCGAUGCAGGAGUUCGCCAUGUUGCAGGGGACCUUGUAUACCUUGCAGCACCAGCAGAUGAUGCAACUGCAGCUCAUCCAGCAGCUGCAGGCACAGCUGUCGAUCAAAAACAAGGAAGGGAGCCCGGGGCUGCCGAACUUCCCCGAGGGGGAGGCGAAAGCGCCGAGCGAGAGCCAGGAGCAGAAGCCCCCGUCCCGCCCACCACCUCCCCGCCCCCCGCCCCCGCCCACUUCGGAGAACAACAACCAGGACGGGGUCAGCAGUUCCUUCCUCAGCUCCCUCAUGGAGCGCUUCAAGGCUCCCCCCAGCAAUGAGAGCAGCGGCGAGCGCCCCACACAAGGGUCCCCCAUGGUGGCUGCCAGCACCAGCGGGCCCCCCAUCGACCCCAGAGACCGCCCGAUCUCGCCGCCCAUGACGGCCUCCAGCAUCGCGUCCUCCGUGAUCCAGCACACGGAACCCCCGCCGUCCGACGAGCCCAACACGCUGGAGAUGCUCCAGCGAACCGCCAACAACGUCCUCAACAACGCCUCGCAGGGUCUCCUCACCAGCCGACUCAUCGACGACCACAAGCCCCCCGACGGCAAGGACCCCUACUACAAGCAUCGAUGUCGCUACUGCGGCAAGGUCUUCGGCAGCGACUCGGCCCUCCAGAUCCAUAUCAGAUCCCACACUGGAGAGAGACCCUUCAAGUGCAACGUCUGUGGAAACCGAUUCACCACCAAGGGCAACCUGAAGGUGCACUUCCAGCGCCACGCGCAGAGGUUCCCCCACGUCAAGAUGAACCCCCAUCCUGUCCCGGAGCACCUAGAUAAGUUCCACCCGCCCCUGCUGGCGCAGCUGGGAGAGCUAAAGGACUACCCUUCUCCUCCUACCGGGCCUCCGAACCCCUUCCCAUCCAUGUCGGGCGGCCCUGCCCUACCUCCGUACCGGCUACCGGGCCCGCCCCCGUCGCUCGACCUCCACAGACCCUUCAACCUCCUCAACCUCGCCAGACAGCCUCGCGACGACGAGCCCGAGAACCUCAGCGUGUCCGAGACCCGGUCGUCGCCCGAGGCUCUGCGGCGAGACUUCGGCAUGGACAGAGGCGACUCCAGCAUGGACGUGGACGACACCUCUCGGCACUCCAGCAGGUUCGACUCGAAAAUGGAGAAGGGCGAGGGCGACGCCGACAUGGUCAGCAUGGCGGGAAUCGGCCUCAACGAAAACAGCUCCGACAGAGAGAAAAGAUUCGAGAAGCCCUUCGAGGAGGCGAAAACCUUCGACAGCAAUCCAUUAAAGGACGAGAAGUAUGAAGAAGCGAAGAGAUUCGGAGAAGAGAACAGAUUUCUAGAGAAAAGGUUCGAGGAGGAGAAGAGGUUCGAGGAAGAGAAGCGGUUUGAGGAGGAAAAGAGGUUUGAGGAGGAGAAAAGGUUCGAGGAGGAGAAGCGGUUUGACGAAGAGAAGAGGUUCACUGAAGGAGAAAGGUUUGACGAAGACAAGAGGUUUGACGAAGAGAAGAGGUUUGAGGAGGAGAAGCGUUUCGAAGAAGAGAAGAGAUUUGAAGAAGAUAAGGCGUUCGAAGACAGAAGGUUCGACGACGAAAGCAGGAUGAUGGAGAGCGAGAACAAGUUCGACAGCGAAAGGAAGUUCAAGAGCGAGCGGGAGACGUCCGAGGACCGCUUCCUCAACUCGCAGGAGAUGCGCGAUAUGUCGGACAGGAAGAGCUCCGAUAGUGACAUGAGUGCCAAACCACACCCCUUGGACAUCCGCGUCCGCACCGAGAAGGAGCUGAAGGACGCCGCCGACGGGAACAGUGCCAAAGAGGACCAGGACAUGGACAGCAGCGACUCCCGUCCUCUCAGCACGGACCAGCCAACUGACCUCAGGAUGAGACCAGACUUUCGUCCACUCGGGCUGCCGACUAUUCCAUUCUCAGGCCCUAGGCUUCCCCUCAACUUCCCCUUUCUCCCCGGCCUUCCUACCUCAUUUCCCGGGCCGAUGGGCCCCCCGAGCAUCCCCCCAGGCGUCGACCCAGCCAAAGAUCCACAUAUCUACACGAACCUCCUGCCCAAGCCCGGGAGCUCCGACAACUCGUGGGAGGCGCUGAUCGAGAUCCAGAAGACGAGCGAGACGAUGAAGCUGGAGCAGCUCGUCAACAACAUCGAGAACAAGCUGACGGACCCGAACCAGUGCAUCAUCUGCCACCGCGUCCUCUCGUGCAAGUCGGCGCUGCAGAUGCACUACCGCACACACACCGGAGAAAGGCCUUUCAAAUGCAAAAUCUGCGGGCGCGCCUUCACCACGAAGGGAAACCUCAAGACUCACAUGGGCGUCCACCGCGCCAAGCCGCCCAUGAGAAUGCUGCACCAGUGCCCGGUGUGCCACAAGAAGUACACCAACGCCCUGGUGCUUCAGCAGCACAUCCGGCAGCACACGGGGGAGCCCACCGACCUGACCCCCGAGCAGAUCGCCGCCGCGGAGGUCAGGGACUACCCGCACCUGCACACGCCGACGUCGCUCCCGCAAAUGCUGUCGCAGGGCUUCCCUCUGCCGCCGCCGCCCCUGCAAGGCUUCCCUCCCCUGCCCCUGCACCUCAGGUACCAGCUGUCCCCCGAGGCCCUCAGGCACCGGGAGAUGAUGGAGAGCGAAGACCGGGGCAACGAGGAAGAGAAGUACCUUCGUCCCUUCAGCAACUCCUCCAGGUCGUCCUCGACGGGCAGCGCCGAGCAGCGCACCGCCGAGGACCUGACGGUGAGGGCUCGCGAGGACAACUACAACGGCAUGACCUCCCCCCGCGCCUCCGUCUCCCCCACGCCGUCGGACUACUCCGACCUAGGGGAGAGGUCGCAUGACGCUCCCGCUGACAGUCAGGUGUCGCCGCCCGACCACAAUAUCAGCGGCUCCGUCAGCCCCGCCGUCAGCACAGGAAGUCAGGACGGAGGAGUGCCUCUGCCCCUGGACUUGGCGCAGCGCUCUCACCCGCACCUGUUCUCGCCCUUCGGCCUGUUCCCGCCGCCCCUCACGACGGGCCCGCUGACGCCCGGCACCCACUCCAUGCCGGGCCUCAACCCGCUCUACAUGCCCAGCAUGCCAGGCCGCGGCAACACCACGUGUCAGAUUUGCUUCAAAACCUUCGCUUGCCAAUCGGCGCUUGAGAUCCACAUCCGAUCCCACACGAAGGAGCGGCCCUUCAAGUGCAGCAUCUGCGACCGAGGCUUCUCAACUAAGGGGAAUAUGAAGCAGCACAUGUUGACCCACAAGAUCCGCGAUGGCUGCCGCGACCAGCCCCUGGACCCCAACAAGAGCAACGGGCCCGGAACCCCAGGCCUGGACACGUCGUCGGCGUCGCCGUCGCUCAUCUCGCCCCUCACGUCCUCCGUCGUCUCCCCGCUCCCGUCGUCGCUCGCCUCGCCUCUCCCUUCCUCGCUCGCCUCGCCCCUUCCCUCCUCGCUCGCCUCGCCCCUUCCAAUCUCACUGGCCUCGCCUCUUCCAAUCUCACUGGCCUCGCCUCUGCCCCCCACGCUCGCCUCCCCCCACCCGUCGUCCCUCGCCUCGCCCCUCCCGGCGUCGCUCGCCUCCCCACUCCCCGCGUCUCUCACGUCUCCUCUCCCCGCCUCCCACGCCUCCCCACUUCCCUCUUCCCUCACCUCUCCCCUCCCCGCCUCGCUAACCUCGCCCCUGCCCGCCUCUCUCCCCUCCUCGCUACCCCCGUCGUUCCCCCCCGCAGCCGUGGCCGCAGCCCUCCUGCAGCAGGCGCGGGAGGAGGAGAAGCUGGACGCGAGAGUGAAGCGAGAGCGAGAGGGCGAGAACGUGCUCCCGGUACCUAAGCGACCGUCAGGCCCCGGCGGAGAGGGCGAGCUCCUCGAGUCGGGCAACCCGAUGGAGGGGGAGCAGCCGCAGGGAUGCGACCCCGCCCCCUGCCCCUCGCCGGCCCCCGAGGUCAUGCCCUUGCCGAGGACGUGAUCCAUGCCAACCCUCUGUGUAAGUCUCCAGUAAAGCUACCCAGAACAGAGGAAUUGCGCCCGGAGUGGUCCGCCUGCCUCCGACAUGGCCGCCGUGGUUCUACAAGUAACCAAGUUACUCAUCGCAUACCCACAAGUUACCCGAAUCCCCGCCCUCUCCGAAACGUGCCCGGCCCCCCUCCCUCCCCAGCCGCGUCCCCCUCCGCUCCGAACGCGGGGGGGUCGAUCGCUGCCCCGGGGUCAUAGAGCUUAAAGCUUUGCCGUUUUAGUGGUCCAGGAGAGGCCGCUCUGGUGAGGACCAUCAGACCUUGGAUAUGUGGCUUUGAAAAAGUUUCUUUAUGGUGACGAGUGAUGGUGAAUGACGAUUUGCAGAGAGACGGAAAAACCAGUGAAAAUAAUGAUAAUGAUAAUUUACGAAAUAAAUGAAGGAUGAAUAAAAGAAUUACAUUUAAUCACCCUCCAAUACAAAUCAAUAAACUGACGAAAAUCUAUAUACAAAUUUUAUCACCAAUGAUAAAUGUUGCAAGAGCAGAUCCAGCGAGAAGUGAUCCCCGUGUCGACAUCAAGCCUCCAUGUACAAAAAGUGCGAGACACGAAAUCUAUUAUGUUAAAGGAUUUUGGGGGAAAAGGAAACAAAAGGAAAUGUCUUUCUGUUCUGGGACAAUUUCCUUAAUGGGUGGGAAAAAAAGGAUGGUCAUAGAUACCGAAGGAUAUAUAUUAAAAACAAAAAGAGAAAAAAAUCGAAUUGACGGAAAGAAUUGUAAUCUGUAAGUUGGUUUUUGUUAAUAGGCAUCAAAGGUGUUGUGUAUAGAACGAUAUUCUUCUUUUAUAUGUAAAGAUCUCAUUUUCAUGCUCUUACGAACUCAUUCAUUUUAACUAUAAUUGUUAAUUUAUCUUCGCGCUAUGACUCCUUUUUUUACUUCAUUCUUGAGUUUUUAAGUGUGUCCAUUCAAUGUGAAUCAAGAUGAAAGAAAGAAAGAAAAAUAUAAACAAUGGAUUUGUCUUUUCUAAAUAUCCGAGCACAUAAGCCCAGUAAAAUGCUUGUGACAUUUUGUACCAACCACUUGUACAUCCACCGUAGUUCCUCGCCAAUCUAGUCUUUGCGGUCCCCUGCGGUCAGUGGGGGCGACACUGGGCCCUCGCCCCCGCCCACAGAGAGAAAGGGAGAAGGGCAGAAACAGAUAGAAAGAAAGAAAAAACAAAACAGAAAGAUAAAGAGAGAGAGAGAGGAGUGAUUAUCUAUAGGGAACAAAUAUGCACCUCAAACUUUUACUCAUUACCUCAUUCACCCCAUGAGUUCGGAUCCGAGAACGCGACUGGGCGCGAGGGCGACGGGGAACCCAGGUUAGGGCGCUUCACUUACCGCUCGGGACUGUUCUGGGUAUAAAAAUGUCACAAAUGUUUGCAAACAGUGCAUUAUAGCGCAGGCCGACGCCUCCCCCAGGCACCAGUACUCCUCGGGGCCGUCGAUUCCUUUUAUAUAUAUAUAUAUAAAUACAUAUACAUAUACUAGUAACGCUGAUCACUGCAGGAGAGCCUAGAGAGUGAUAGCCUAGAUUAUAUCAAAUGAGAUUUUUUUGUCAUUAAACUGUAAAUUCAUAUCUACUUAGGAAUCUCUUUGCUUUGUGAUGUACUGCAAUAUAAUGGGAAUGGGCAUUUAGGCAAACCAAGUUGUUCUCUGUGAUAAUAUAGUCAAAGGAUUUAAACUGGGCUAGAUUUCCGUUAUUAUUUAAAAAAAGAAUAAAUCAAGAGUCUAUAUGGUUAUCGGUUUGGUGUAAAUGACGAUAUGAGAACCGAUCAGAUGGGGCUCCGUGACAAGGCGCUCGGCACCACCCCGCCUAGGACUGGACUGUUCAUCGCGACAGCUGAGAGACGACCAGUGGACGCAGGACGACUACAGCAGUGCAGGGGACGUCCGCAGGUGUGACAUCGCCGGCGAGUCCUCUUGCCGAAUCGACGCCACCAGGAGGGAGGCGCCACCAGCGUGCAUGGUAGCAUUGCCAGGGCGCCAUCUAGCAGACUGAGCACGCCAGAAGACCCGUGCUUCAUGCGUAGCAGCGUCCAAGCACCGCCGCGGCGCUUGGCGACAAGCAACAGGACCAGACUUUGCCAGAUAUCCUCGAGGUCGUGAUGUAAAUGCACGUUAUUGUAUGCUGGACUGUUUCUUCCUCUUUGGAAACCCUACUUUUGGAUAUGUGUGUAUUUGGAAGUAUUCAAAUAUCGUAUAUCACAGCAUAGCUUAUGGAUUCAGGUUUGCCUCGUAACAUAUCUCGGACGAGGGCGUCAGGAGCUUGAUAUGUGUAUUAUGCGGCGUCGUCGCUCUUGGCACCCUUGGCCACCCCCCCUCGUGAAGGGCGAGGGGCCCCUGUCCCAGCCUGCCUCCGUCGGGCCCUUCGUGACGCACUAACGACACACCAGCAGCCGGUGAGGACACUCUCCCAUCGCGGGGAGAGGUCAAGUGUCCCAACCUGACUCGUGUGGGCCCUCUAGGACACAAACCACAGGACACAUAGUCUGAAAAAGAGAAGAAUGGAAGAGAGAAUCUCAAAACACAAAACACUGGUUCUAUGCUCCAACAGUGACAGAGCGAGCACGAGAGCGGUGGUGCGAGGGUGGCGACAGAUGUCAACGGGAAGGACGAAACGCAAUUGGCUUCGCGACGACAACUUGCAUCAUCCUCAUCCUCCUACACUCCUACACAGUCUCUUCUCACGCCCACCCUCAAGUCCUUCGCACACCCACAGCACCACCAUCCAGCCCCCUCCCCGACCCAUCCCUCCACACAUUCACGCCCAAAUCUCCCACCCACUUUGCCCACAGCAACAUCAGCAGAAGGUCUCAACAUACCUCAGUGGCUUGGACUCGCGCAGCCACAGCACCGGUUGAGGCGUCCCGCUUCUCACCCUCGCAAAGGAAGAGGAAAAAUUCAAAACGAAGAUUUAAAACAAGAGAGUGUUUCAGUCCUGUUUUUUGUACGGUUUUAAUGGAUUUUAGAUCAUUAGUUUUCUCGGCUUUUUCUAUGAGGUAAAAUGUAUGUAGUGUCACUGUAAAAAAAUAAAAUGUUUAGAUAAAUGCAAAUAUGAUAUCAGUUAAUAAGUUGUAGAAAUAUCACACUUUUCACAUAUGGAGAAACCAAUCUUUUGUAUAGCUUUAGAGCACAGACAUGCAUGUACGCUAAAUAUUUAUCAUAUCAGAUCUUACUUGUGUGUGUAUGAGUGGAAUAGAUGCUGCCAGAGGGGUCAAAGGAAUCAGGUUAAGGCUAGGUUUAAGGAGCAGCUGUAUCUAUAGACGGCUUACAAAAUGUCCUAUCGUACCUUUUUUUUCCUUUUUUUUCUUUGAGUUGACUUCCUCGCAAGACCUUCUAGCGUCCUGCGGCUGAGCUAUGUCACAAGAAUCAUCAGGAUCGCCAUGAGGUCCUUGGUAUCUUGUAACUAUCUUCCGGGGCGCGGUUCAGUGACGCCCCUGGGUGUUUGUCUGUGAUACGGCCGAGCUGACCGCGCCAUGGUGAAGUCAUUCCAGUGCCAUGCUCAGCAAACCCGGCCUCCAGGAGAAAAGGAAAUACAUUUCGGAAAAAUGAUAUCUUGUUGAGUUCCCCCUCCCUUCCCCCCCUCUCCCCCUGCACCAGUUCAGAGAAAUGGGCACUUAACUCUCGCAUUCGGCUAGGAAUCUUCCAAUAGAGUGCAACUUGAUGCUUUGUACAUUGGUUGAGUUGUGAUGUGUCGGUCAUCUAGCCUGGUUGUACACCACCUUCCCUGUGUUACUAGUACUGGACCUGUAGAAUGAUAAUGUUAUUUUGAUAUUUGUGUGCGCACCUGACUCGCUAACUGCACGUCUCCGCCCCGGAACACAGGAGAAGCUAUUUUUGUACUAUUCUACGAUAGCAGUUCCUGGGCGAAGACCUGCCCACCACCUCCCCUACAUACGUGACACGGAGUGUGAGAAGCCCUAGCUGUAGAGCCAGUUUGUCAGCAGCAUUGUCACCUUCUUAAUUAAAACAGUACCAUUGUAA
This is a messenger RNA of Penaeus vannamei (Pacific white shrimp), 9115 nucleotides long. The record is from RefSeq and is a predicted model, not a curated record. NCBI's taxonomy places the organism in Eukaryota, Metazoa, Arthropoda, Malacostraca, Decapoda, Penaeidae.